This is a messenger RNA of Protopolystoma xenopodis, 189 nucleotides long. The record is from the annotation of a GenBank genome assembly. Lineage: Eukaryota; Metazoa; Platyhelminthes; Monogenea; Polystomatidea; Polystomatidae.
AUGAACUCGGAAAAAAUGGAUCUUCAACAUCUCGUCAUCUCCCUUAGACGUGAGCUUGAGUCUACUCAAGUCACAAACAGGCUUAUUCAGACUCAGGCAGCAGGUCUGGCCGAAGAAGCAGCCGAACUGCGUCAACUCCUUUCCAGCGCCAAAGCCAAUGAGCUCGAGGCUUGCGAACAGUUGAAGAAA